Aspergillus steynii IBT 23096 is the source of this 448-nucleotide messenger RNA. RefSeq lists its product as uncharacterized. The transcript has a single exon. Lineage: Eukaryota; Fungi; Ascomycota; Eurotiomycetes; Eurotiales; Aspergillaceae. Bases 102 to 344 code for a protein of 80 amino acids. The record is from RefSeq and is a predicted model, not a curated record.
UAGCAAAACAAUAUGCGAGUCUUCUGGUAUCAGAGUACCUACUCUGAUGUACAUAUUUUGCGGUACACAAGCACGAGAUCGCUUCGGCAGCCAAUCAUAUUAUGCUCUUCUUCAAACCCGCCAUAGCCCCUUCUUUCUGCAGGGUUCUGUCUUUUUCGUGCGUUCUUAGUCCAAUCACGGAAUGGAUUUGGUCCUGGGGUAAUAUUAUCGAAUUUCCGAUGGAAGGUAAAGCCCCAAGCCACAGAGGUGCCAGUUCACUGCCACGCAUCUGCUAUGAUAUCACUCAUCAUUUUUCGACCUGUGCGAUGCCAGCCGAGUCACCCAUAUCGAAGGUGCUCUGGUGAAUUUGCAUGACAUCUUGGCCGGUGAUGCUCGUCCAUGGGGUCGGUAGGGUCUCGCUCUCUGCGAACAGUGACUGCCCCGAAUCGUCUUUCACCAUGAGCUGGGU